This is a messenger RNA of Tribolium castaneum (red flour beetle), 738 nucleotides long. Its product is annotated as leucine-rich repeat-containing G-protein coupled receptor 4. The record is from RefSeq and is a predicted model, not a curated record. Gene Ontology annotation, molecular function: protein binding. Bases 38 to 715 code for a protein of 225 amino acids. NCBI's taxonomy places the organism in Eukaryota, Metazoa, Arthropoda, Insecta, Coleoptera, Tenebrionidae. The transcript has a single exon.
UUAUCAUUAUCACUAGUCACACUCGAGCGUUUGAGAAAUGAAGUUUUACAUUUUGUUAACGGUUGUUACAACAGUCUGGGCGAAAUGUCGGUUGCAAGUGGCGGAAGGGAUGCCCAACAGGACUCUCUGCACCGUCGAGACGCUGGAAGAGGACUCACUCAAGUUGAAAAACCAGAAAAACGCCGAUUUUUUAUACGUGGACGUUUCCCACGGGGAAAUCCCGAAAGACGCGUUUGCGAAGUUGAAGUCCCGGAAAGAAUUGUGGUUUUUGGGUGAGAAUAUCACGUACAUCCAGCCCGGAGCGUUCGCUGGUUUGACCGAAUUGGACAAUUUGGCGGUCACUAACACUCUCAUAACGAACGUUUCAAGGAAUAGUUUCAGUGGUGUCCCCAAUUUGAAAGUGUUGAGUUUGAUUAAAAACAAGAUUGAGUUUAUCGAAGACGGGGCGUUUAGUGGCCUGGGCGGUUUGCAGCAGCUUUUGCUGAAUGAGAACCGCUUGCGGAGGAUAAACGAGACGACGUUCCACGGCUUGGAGCACUUGCAGGCGUUGUACUUGGACGACAACCCCAUCGAGUACAUCCACGUGAACGCGUUGAGGAAAAUGACGAAUUUGACAAGACUUGUUAUCAGUUUUGUUAAGGAUAAAACCGUCGAUGAGGCAGCUCUAGACUUUAUCGAUGAUAAUCGCAAAAUUGUGCAUUAUGUAAAGUUGUAAGUUCCAAUAAAAUGUAAAGCGAU